AUGGGCUACCCUGGGAAGGUUGACGUGAGUGUCACGUACAAAGUGCGCGGAGGUGAGUUGCACUUCUGCUACAGCGGCGUUACAGACAAACCAACUCUUCUGAGCAUGACGAACCAUGCCUACUGGAACUUGAAGGGUCACCAAGCCGGUGACGUGCUGGAUCAUGUUCUGAUGGUUUCAGCCUCGCGAACAACAGCAACGGAUGAAAGCCUUGCCAUCACAGGUGAGCUGCCGGAAGUUGCUGGUACCCACCUGGACUUGCGAGAGCCGCGGCUGCUUCAGGAGGCCGUGAAUGCGGGUGGUCCAAUUGAUCGAAACUACUGCUUGGACCGAACAGGUGGUGGUGACUUCUUGGCUGCGCGUCUGGUCGGCCCCAACAAGGUUACUAUGGAGGUGUGGACGGACCAGCCUGGCUUGCAGGUCUUCACGGGCAGCAACAUCGGCACAACAGGUCCUGGCACUUGGUGGCAGGGGAAAGGAGCUGAAUGGAAGCAGUUUGGAGCCGUUUGCCUCGAGCCGCAGCUGUGGCCUGAUGGGGUACAUCAUAGCCAUUUUCAAAGUCCCGUCCUACGACCCGGGGAGACGUACAGCCACCAUUCCUGGCAUGUUUUUAAGGUCGAAGACUAG
Molecule: messenger RNA, 627 nt
Organism: Symbiodinium pilosum
Lineage: Eukaryota; Dinophyceae; Suessiales; Symbiodiniaceae
Source: the annotation of a GenBank genome assembly